CGAAAUACUACUACCAUGGCCGACAUGUGGAACAUAACAGCCCCUAUACUGACGCCCAUCAGGAUGCUGUCGAAUACCUCCAGGAUCGGAGCACAGGCCACCUUACAGAAUUUGCUAAGGUUGUCUUCGUCGCUCAACAAAGUUCUCCCUAAUUAUGAGGCCUACGUUCAUGCGUUCGAGAUGAUGUCGAUCCUGAUAUCGACGCUGACGAUCGUCACGCAGAUGGCGCUGUCGCACGUCAUCCGCGGUCGAUUGUCCGACAUGCUGACCAACGAACUCCUCAAAGGAUGCCUGCUCGAGCUGGUGGCUGCUGCCGAGAUGUGCGGUACCUGCUACGAACUCAUCAUUGUUGCCGACAACUAUGGCGUGUAUGCCUACGGUGUGUACCUCUUCCUGAUGACCAUCUGGUGGGGCCAGAGCUGGGGAACUGCCACUGCUUGUCCUUACAGCCUGCUGGAGGAAUACGUGGAAUCCGGUGCUGACGCUGUCGCCGUCGUCCUCAAGAUCAUUUUCCAGGUCAUUGGAGGUCUCGGGUCAUUCAGAUGGGUGAAACUGAUCUGGAUGAUGGAAGUCACUGAGACUCACGUGGGCCGUGGUGUGGACAACUGCACAGCCGAUUUGGCAGUACCUGUCGUCUUCGGUUUCCUGAUCGAGUGCAUCCUCACCUGCGCCUGCAGAAUCGUUUCGCGCACCCUCGGAGAACUCGAGCCCAAAUUCGCUGCUGCUUUCGACUCAUUCUUCGCUACUUCCAUGGUGGUCCUCGCUUUCAACUACUCUGGCGGUUACUUCAACCCAGUGCUGGCCACUGGCCUGAAGUGGUCUUGCAGAGGACACACCAACGCAGAGCACAUCAUCGUCUACUGGGCAGGCUCCAUCUUGGGAUCCAUGCUCUCCAUCAGGCUAUGGAAUACCCCCUCUAUCAAAAAUACGAUUGUUGGACCUUUCAAGCCAAAGGAAGAGUAAAACAGAGAAAUGACCGUCUCACAACGUUCAUCCUCGCUAAAUUUAUAAAGAUCACAACAAUUGAGUUUCCUGGGAACUUCAUCCUUUGGAUUUAUAUGAAUCGAUUCACUUGAUGGGUUCUUGAACAAUGAAAGACAGCAAAAAUACUGCAGGUUAAGGAUUUCUUUUCACUGGAUAUGCUACGAUUUUCUUUCUACAAUAAUACGUAAAUGAAAUAGAAUAACACAAGUCCUUCUCAGUACAGCUGAAAUCUAUAGUUACCAUUUAAAAUGCCUUCAUUCUCACAGACAAAUGCAACAUGCACAGUAACAUGCAAACACAUACUAAAUUGUUCACAAACUUACUUAAAAUCUGGUGUAGAUUAUCUUUUACAAUACUGUUUAACACUACAGAAACAACAAUUAUAAAUUUGUCCAUUUGAUUUAAAGAAUCUCAUUCAAGUAGAAGGAAAAUGUACAAAAUAAGAGUCCGCUGCACAUGAUUUAUGCACAAAACAGAACUCAUGUUACUAUUUGCCCUAAGGUAUGAUCAAACAAUUGAUCUGCCAAAUCUGGCAGAACUAUAUUUAAAGCAUGAGAAUUUUUUCUUGUUCAGAUGAAGUUAUAUGAGGUUAACAGGUACAGAUCUUAUACAAUAUCCAAAUGCCACCUUCCAAUGUACGUAUAAUAAUUCCCUCCAAUAACUAAUGCCAUUUAACACUCCUCACUUCUUUAUGAUAAAACCUUUCCAAAUAAGGUAAAUUACUGAAAAAAAAAAAAAAAGUGUUAAAAAUACAGUAAGUGGUGUAUUUCAGGGUUGAUGUUAAUCAUGCAACAUUUUUCUACAACAAACACUGGAUAUUGAAAUCCAGUUACAAGUACUGUAACAACAGCAGCCAUUUUUCAUAACCAUCAUUUCAAGCUCGCCUUGGAAUGUCGAAGAAAUGUGAUAUUCACAUAUUGCAAUCUGUGUGCUUCCAAUAAUCCACGAAACUGAUGCAUUUAAUUUUGCCUUCCAAGGAAAGAACAAAGAACCUGAGCUCAGAUAAAUAUUCUAGGUUUUACAAUCCUUUGUUGACAUCACUUGUGGUUGUUAAAAUAAUUGUAGACUAUCACUUUAGAGUAUCUAUCUGUAUUUAGUCCACAAUACAAUGACCUCAGUAUGUAAUUAGUAGUUAUUUGCAGAUUAAGAAACUAUAAGCAAUGUAUUUCAAUCAUACUUAAAAUGCCCUAAGUUAUGAAUUAAUAAUCAAAUAAGCUCAUUAUUUGUCCUUUGCUCAAUUAUGCUUACGUUUGCCCAAUGUGGUGAUAGAUGCGUCACCCUGUGCCUUAUUAUUAUUAUUUAUGUGAUAUUCGUAAGUUUUGUUAGUUUUUUUGUAGCUUGUUACUAGCAAUUUCAUUGAAAAUAUACAGGGUACACUACUGUCCAUUUCCAUUGAAAAAAAAAAAAAAAACACCUUUCUAUCCUUGUUAAUGUUUGGAUAUUCAGGUUCUGUUCAUGGCACAUGUCUGCAGUGUCAGAUAAACCUCACGAAAUAAAAAGUUGUUAGGUC
This is a messenger RNA of Macrobrachium nipponense, 2494 nucleotides long. RefSeq names its product aquaporin-11-like (gene AQP). The transcript has 5 exons. The record is from RefSeq and is a predicted model, not a curated record. Gene Ontology annotation, cellular component: cytoplasm. Gene Ontology annotation, molecular function: channel activity. Lineage: Eukaryota; Metazoa; Arthropoda; Malacostraca; Decapoda; Palaemonidae. The coding region runs from base 16 to 963 and encodes 315 amino acids.